Molecule: messenger RNA, 1557 nt
Organism: Microsporum canis CBS 113480
Lineage: Eukaryota; Fungi; Ascomycota; Eurotiomycetes; Onygenales; Arthrodermataceae
Product: meiotically up-regulated gene 185 protein
Exons: 2
Coding region: 1-1557 (518 amino acids)
Cellular component (GO): cytoplasm
Molecular function (GO): zinc ion binding; nucleic acid binding
Source: RefSeq, a predicted model, not a curated record
AUGGGUCAAGGUCAGUCUUCCUCCCGCCAGGGUGCACCAGAUGAACCGCGCGAUGCUUUCGAGAGAGACUUUUACGCGAUUCUAGAGGUGGAACGGACGGCUACGGCGGAGGAGAUAAAAAAAGCAUAUCGACGAAAGGCGUUGGAACUACACCCGGACAAGAACUAUGGGAACGUCGAGGAGGCCACAGCGCUCUUUGCAGAGGUGCAGUCAGCGUAUGAGAUCUUAUCAGACCCCCAAGAACGCGCCUGGUAUGACUCGCAUAAGGAUGCAGGCAGCGGUGAUACCGGUGCGCAAGGGCCGGAGAACUCGAGGUUCACGGCGGCCGCUGAUGUCAUGUCGCUCAUCAUGAAGUUCAACCCUCGCAUGGAGUUCUCUGACGCACCCUCGGGCUUCUUCGGUGGGCUCAACGACACAUUCAACCGGCUCGCGAGCGAAGAGCUGGUCGCAUGCCGGUGGGAUGAUUUAGAACCCGUCCACUACCCCUCCUUUGGCCGCAAGGACGAUCCCCCUGAUUCCGUCCGCAGAUUCUACUCUGCAUGGAGCAGCUUUGCCACAAAAAAGUCCUACGCGUGGAAGGAUCUGUACAAGUACUCCGAGGCCCCUGACCGCCGCGUGCGCCGGCUGAUGGAGAAGGAAAACAGACGUCUACGCGAAGAUGGCAUUCGGGGCUUCAACGACGCAGUCCGCUCGCUGGUCGCCUUUGCACGAAAACGAGACCCUCGCUACAAGGCUACGGUCCAGAGCGAGGCUGAUCGCCAAAAGAUCCUCCGUGACUCUGCGGCCGCCCAGGCUGCCCGGUCUCGCCAGGCUAACGAGGCCAAACUAAGGGACUUUACACUUCCCGAAUGGGCCCAGGCGGAAGAGGUCGAGGAUGAGUUCCCCAGCGAAUCCGAGUCGGAGCAGAAUCACUUUGAAUGCGUGAUAUGUAAUAAGAAUUUCAAGAGCGAGAAGCAGUUUGAAGCCCAUGAGCGGAGCAAGAAGCAUGUCAAAGCGCUGAAGCAGCUGCAGCGCGAGAUGCAGAUUGAGGACAGGCAUCUUAACCUAGACGCGGUAGAGCCCGGGGAGAUCGAGCCAAUGUCCGAUGACGCUGAUGAAAAUGAGCUGACAGGGUCACAGACCCCAGUAUCAGAACAGGAACUACCAGCACCGGAACCCGCUGACGGUUCAGACGAGGGUGUGUCUAAUGCAAACCAACCGGGUGAUGCAGGUACGGAAGAUCCCGAUGACGAGGAGGUUGACGAAGAAGAGAUCCGAAAACACGUACUGGGAGACCACCCUGACACGGACUCUGUCACGGAGAAGCUAUCUUCUCUCUCCACGGCUCAACCAGACGAGGACGACUCAGCCCCCGUCAAGAAACCAGGCAAGGCGAAGCAGAAGCGCGCCAAAAAGGCAGCAGCAGCAGCCGAGACAGCGGCUGAGCAGUUUGUCUGCGCCGUUUGCCGCGAGUCCUUUACAUCCAGAAGUAAACUGUUCACCCAUCUAAGGGAACUAGACCAUGCUCAGCCCCCGACGGCCCAGAAACAGCAGUCUUCGAAGAAGAAGAGGAAGUGA